AAUAACAAAAAUUGUUUUAUUAGGAAGAGCCUAAGUUUGUAUUUAUUAAACAAAAACCCGAUCACAUAAAUUUGAAACCUGAACCCUAAAAUGUGUUGUCUUAUCUUAUUGAUCGUAAUGGCCGAUUUACGAAAGGCGUGUCAGGAUACGUAUACUGCCGGAAUGUGUACCUAGCAAUAUACGUUUUCUAGUGUACAUUUGUGUGUAUGUCGAUACGUACAUACAAUACAGCCACGCCACCCACUCCCACUGAGUGGGAUGUAAUGUAUGUUUUACAACUGAAUUGACGAAUGUAAUGAAUGAACAGGACGUGGAUAUUAAUUGAGUUGCGUGUGGUUGAAUUUUAAAGUGCUACCAAAAGACCAAACAGUCGGCUAUGAGAUUGCACUGAGCCCCAUACCCUACCCGUGUGAAUGUGCGAUGUGAGAUGGAAACUGUAUGUAUGUGUUGUGGGUGUGUAGAGAGGGGCAGUAAGAGUAAGAGAGGAGCAGUUACAAGGGGUGAGUGACACAAAAGUUGCCGUAAGUUAGGGGUUGGUUAUGAGCGGUGCGGUACUUGGUACGUCGGUUGCAGCAGCGCGGCUAAAACGUUGAUGAACUGGCUACUUAUUGAGAAAGGAUAUUGAAAAAUGUUUAACAAAUACUCACUGUUGACUUAAACUAUGUAGUAAUCCUAAAUAAAAUCAGGAAAGGAAAAACAAAACGAGCAAAUGAAAAUGCACUAUAUUUGAGCAACAUACAUUGGUAAAGUUGUGUAGCAUUAAAAACGAGAUAUAAUUUUAGAGCAUAAUGAUAUGUCUGGAAUCCAUAUAAGCACGGAUUUGAAUGAAUUCAGUGGCGUGAGUUCCGGUUCUGCUUCGAUUUCCCUAUCAUCAUCUUCAAGUUCGUCAUCAGCAUCGGCAUCUGCAUCUGCAUCGAGCUCCACAUCAUCGUGUGAAAGGAAAGUGGUAUUGUACUAGGAGGGAACAUUAGCAGCUGCCCGAUAUUAAAAAUUGGCACUAAAGAUUUAGUCUUGUUUCAAAGUAAAGACCCCUAAACUAUUAGAAUGUCGGCGCAAAUAGCACCAAAGAUGUUGAACGAUAGUAUGCCGGACUCAAUUCAUAAGAAUAAUCCUGGGCAUCAUCAAAUGAUCGAACAGCCAAAAGUUCAUGCGUCGUCGAUGCCACUAACCGACGAUCCGCGAACAUUGCAAUUGGCGUUGGAACUAUCAUUGGUCGGGCUAAAUGACAAUCAACACUGCUAUGGCCAACCUGCACUACCCGUCACGAUACACAACGACUUUGAAAUAGGCUCCAUCAAUGUGGUGCCGGCCGUUUUCUCUAAAACGGACAACACCCUGCCUCUAUCUGGAGUAUCUGGUUCCGGUCUUUUAUUACCCACUGCCGCUACCGUUGGCGUUGAAGACCGAUCAAAGAAGUCUCAAAAUAUGACCGAAUGUGUGCCAGUUCCGAGCUCAGAACAUGUCGCCGAAAUAGUGGGUCGGCAGGGGUGCAAGAUCAAGGCUUUAAGGGCUAAAACAAAUACAUACAUCAAGACUCCAGUUCGCGGAGAGGAGCCGGUAUUUGUAGUUACUGGUCGCAAGGAAGACGUAAACAAGGCAAAACGAGAAAUACUUUCUGCAGCAGAUCACUUUAGCUUGAUACGAGCGUCUCGAAAACCUUCGAUUGAGGGUCACAAUAGCGGAUUGACGGGAAAUAUGAACGACUCGGGCUCAUCGGGAUCGAGUGGCAGUGCAGGUCCUGUAUCGCGAAUGCAGUCUGGACCCCCAUGUUUGCCCGGCCAGGUUACCAUACAGGUACGUGUACCUUAUCGGGUUGUGGGUCUUGUGGUUGGACCCAAAGGUGCCACAAUUAAACACAUCCAACAGGAGACACAAACAUACAUUGUGACGCCAUCGCGCGAGAAGGAGCCUAUUUUUGAGGUGACUGGUUUGCCUGACAACGUAGACACGGCCCGAAAGCAAAUUGAAGCACACAUUGCCCUUCGAACUGGAUCCGGGUCUGGAAAUGGUGCUGGUGCUGGUACUGGCGGUGCUGGACAAGGAUGUGAACUGCUCGAUACGCAGGAGUUUGGGACACAGCCAACAAUAAAUUCAUUAACACAGAUUCUGAACGAUGAUCUAAACUCGGAAAUACUGUCAUCCAUCUACAAAAGUGUUAUCUCGCCUGCUCUGGACUAUGGCGAUAACACACUAAAGAUGGUUGGUGGCACUGUGGAUAGUCUCAACAUGAAUAAUGUGAAACUAAUGCCGGAUCAUCAUUUAAGGAACGGUUAUCAGAAGUCGGAAUUAGCUGACAUGGACAUGCCACCGAUUGUAUUGGCUUCAGCCACAUCGGAUAACCAUUUUUCAGCCAGUGAAGCUCAAAUGCCACCAGCAAAAGUUACUAAUGUGUACCGUAUUACGAACAAAACCUUGUCAUUCUGUCCACCGACAUCCGCGUCUAUGAAUUCCAACUCUGGCUCAAAUAUACUAACCAGAUCAUGUUCAUCAGCGUCCUCAACCGCUUCGACAAAGAGCACAAACAAUAGCGCCAACACUCCUCCAGAACUAUUGAAUAUAUGGAAAAACAUAAGCGACUCGAUUGAUGUGGAUGAAGGCAUUGGAGACUCGCCGAGCAUUUGGAAUCUUCCAGCGAACACUAUACCCACCGCCCAUUGCUCGCCCACAACCUCAAUAAGUCCGACGGACUCUCUUUUGGGGCUUGGAGAGCACUCAGUAAACCAAAAUAUUUCUCGACACAUUAGAGAAUCGUCAUGUACCAGUCAGCAAAGAGCAGCCUCGGUUCAAUUUCAACCCAAUUCCAGCACCGACAAAUUAUCUAUGCAGCGCGAGUGCUUUGUGUGCAACGAAAAUGAAGUAACCACAGCGUUGGUUCCGUGCGGCCACAAUAUGUUCUGCAUGGACUGUGCCAAUCAAAUCUGCGUUUCCAUGGAAGCCGCAUGCCCGAUUUGCAACUCAAUUGUUUAUCACGCGAUGCGCAUUUUAGGUUAAAUAUAGCCCUAAAUAAACAAGGUUUCUGUUUAAUCGUUGAGCGAUAUGAGGUACAAUCCAAGUUAGUUCGCAAAAUUAUUCGCAUAUUUUGUAAAUCAAUUGAUAAUUAAUUUAACUUAAAGAUACAUAUAACGAAAUCGUUCAAAAUAAUAUUCCUUGCUUUUUGGAAUACAUAUGUACAUGUUCUGAUUUUUUGGCAGUAGCUUCCGACGCUAUGUUCACAUAAAAUGCAUAAAUUUCGGAUAUCGAUCAUCUGCAGGGUUUAUCCUCAAAGAUUCGAUCACUUGUCGAAAACCAAGUCAUUCUGAGAACAUACAUUUUUUGUAGCUGCCACAGAAAAAUCGAUCAAUCAUCAAUCGAUCUGCGAUUCCACCUUAAUUUCCGAUUAUUUGUUGUCGAAAGAUAAAUGUUCUACCAUUUAUUUUCUGCGUUGCUACCAUUAACACAAGAAAUAUUUAAUUUAAAUUUUUUCGUUUUCAAUGCCAGAUUGCUUUUUAACCCUUGCAAAUUUUGUGCAGCGGGCUAGUUGAAAUUUCAUUGAAAACUUUGUUCACGUUUUCCCAUUUUAUACCGUAUUUUCUCUUAAAAAAAUUAUAAGGUCAAAGAUACAACAACAUCUUUUCAUGCAAUGGCUUGCUCUAAUUUGAUUGUCGUGUGAGAUGAUAUGAUUUAGGAAAUCGUAUAUUUUUAUAUUACAAUAUAUGUAUGUAUAAGUUUUAAAAAGAAAACAUUUUCAAAUAGGUUUGUAUGUAUGUAUAGGUACUUACAUACAUAUGUAGGAGUGAAUAAUGUGCUUCAAAUUUCAAUCAAAUACUUUUCACAAACCAAAUGUUUUUGCUUCAGUGUUUCGAAACGAUUUAAGUGAUUAGCUCCAGAUUUUUAUGGUUAUCAUAUUGUAGCAACAUUUUUAGACGACAUACAUAAAUACAUGCAUUCAUACAUACAUACAUAUGUAGGACACAAAUAUGAAGCGAUAAUGGUAAUUCUCGCAUUAAAGAAUUACAAAAUUUAUAAAAACGAAAUUUCAAAAUUAACUUGGGGUCUAAACACUGAAUGUACGACACUAGUUUACAGAAAGGAAGUAAUACAAAAUAAGUUGACUGAUAAAUAGGCAUAAAUAUUAAGACCAGCACAUAUGCAUACAUAGAUAAUGUCAGACACAAAUAUCAUAUAACAAAUUAUAUUUAUUUAUAAAUAUGAUGCAUUGUAUGUAUGAGCAACAUGUGACAACUACCUAUAUAAAGCUUACGAUUAAUGUGAAUAAAAAGACUUAUAUAUUUAUAGUCAAUCAUAUUUAAUAUUGAUAAUACAGUGUCUAUUGCGCAGUAUACUAGACGAGAUAAUUAGCCACAUUUCCUGACUCCUGUUCUGUUUCAAAACUACACUUUUGUUAUACAUACAUGAAGUAUGAACAUUUUAAGAUUACAUUACCCAAGAUUGUAGCAAUACAUAUGUAUAUCUAGUCCACAUUAUCUUAAUAGAGGCUGUUUUUCUCUUAGUUAUUAUAUUUGAUUUUAUAAACAAUUUUAAAGGUCAAAGAUACAAACGAGUGAGACUAAAUAAAGUUUAUUGAAAGCGCAAAACAUACAUUUAGCAUUAUUAAAAAUACAUCACAUUUAAAUAGUACAAUUUAAUUUAUUAAAUGAAUCAUAAAAAAUGUAUGAAUAUAAAGCAUAUAUAUAUAUAUAUAUGUAUACGUACAUUUUCUAUGAUUUUACAUAGUCCUAAAAGAAUAUUCUUCGUAAUAUAUAAUACUAAUAUAAGACAUAGGUACAGUACGUUUCCAUAAAUACGAAGGAUCAGUAUUUCAGAAUUAAUUAACUAUAGAAUCAAAGUACUAUAGUGGGGAAUACAUAGUUUGAUUGUUGUAUUUAUUUUUUAACCUGCACCAAUGAUUGGGCCAAAUCCAAAGUAUAUUUUGGAAAAUAUUUACUUUAUCUUAUUAAAGGCUUUGGUUCAUCAACAGAUUAAAUUAGAAAAUUUGCAAUAAGUAUUUGUUACUGUUUAAAAUUAGAAUAUAUAUUUAAUAUUUAUGUUGUUAUUCAAAUUUCACUACUUUGUUUGUCACAACUACAGAAUGACUUACAGUCUGAGCAGACCAAUACAAAGCUAUUCUUGCAAACAAAACUGCUAGUCGAAUGUUUCAAUUAUGUUAAGAAUUUCUACCAAAUGGUCUCUCUGGUAAAAUUAUGGUCUUAGCAAUUUUUGGUGCUAUUAACAAUUAUCAUUAUAAUAAAUUGAUUAGAGAGUGUGAGUGCUGAAAGAAAGUGAAUAUGUAUGUUAGGUUACAUUACUCGACAAAACUGAACUUUUUUCCGCUUCGAAGCAAACCGACUUUUUUCAGUAGAUUGGGAGCUUUAAUUUUUUAAAAGAAAAAUGUUUUUUUUAAGAAUUUUUGAAUACUGU
Molecule: messenger RNA, 5397 nt
Organism: Drosophila obscura
Lineage: Eukaryota; Metazoa; Arthropoda; Insecta; Diptera; Drosophilidae
Product: RNA-binding protein MEX3B
Exons: 3
Coding region: 1045-2991 (648 amino acids)
Molecular function (GO): RNA binding
Source: RefSeq, a predicted model, not a curated record